GGUUGCCAACUUUGAUAAAUAUUACAUAAUUAAUAUGGACGAUAAUGACUCAUUCCAGAAUGGACAAGAGAGUAAAGAAGUUGAUAAUAUCGGAGAAUCUCCAUACGCUCGCUCAACUGGUAAUUGUAACAAUUUUCACCGAAAUAAUAACCACGAAGUUAUGAAAAGCAAUAAUUUCUCAGAAAGCUCUCAUAAUAAAUAAAUGAUACACAGAGCAGAGAGAGGAGGGUGCUGAAAAUGAGCAUGUUUCUACCAGUAUGAAAUUAGACAAACUAUUCCAUGAUGCAGAAAAACAAGAGAGAUUUCAUAUCACACAGACUUUUGACUACCGGAAGAGUACCCCAGAAAAAUAUGACCAUCAGAAGAACUCAACAACUCAAGAAGGAUUGUUUAAAAAUUCCCAGAAAUUAAAUGAUAGAAGCCCACUUAAAUAAAAUCUCUCAAGCAAGUUCUAUAGUUCAGCUUUCUUCAGUAAAGGUUGACUUCAGUGAAGAAGGAGAACUCCAGAGUUCUUCUGGCGGAAACGCACCUUCUAUCGGUGGGAAUCAGAGCCAAAACUUCAAUAGUUGCUCUCAAAAUGAGUACAAAAGCCAAACCUCGGUUCAGAAGCCCUUCCAUACACCCAAGAAAUCUGGAGGAAAUAAUCAUUACGCAGAGGAUCUUAAUGCAUCAAAUAUGAGGCAGAGUCAGGACUUCCAUAAUAGUGAAUUAUCCGAACAUUCAAAAGUUGGGGAAAGAUAUAACCGUAAGCUAAGCUUGAUCCCUGAAGAGUCAAAGAAGGCAGAAGAACCUUCUAUCAGUCCUCAAAAUAGAGAAGAAAAUGUUAUAGAUGAUUUCUUACUUCAACUAAACUCAGUGCUGAACAAUAAUGAAGAAGUUAAAGAAGAACAGAAUGAGGAAUUGAAAGUUUCUAAUUCAAUACCUCAGCAACAACGUACUGUUGUAACAAAGAAUUUAUUGGAUCUCAACUCUUCUCGAGAACACUCUUCUUUUCAUGAGAGUCUUGAUCCCUCAUCAACUUCCCGGAAUAGCCAGCUUGUUCCGUGAAAUCUCAAUUUAGAACAAAAAGAAGGAUGGUUACUGAAAAGAUCCCAUAAAAAUCCAAAAUCAGUCGGCUGGCAGAGUCGGUACUGUGUCAUCAAACACCAAAAAUUUAUGUAUUACAAGUCUGAAUCCAAAUAAAGAGCUUGAUGGGGUUAUUGACUUCAAUUUAUGAUCCUGCAAAAUCACUGUUCCAAAGGAGUACACUUCAGGAGAGCUAAUCGGAACAUCAUUCAAAAUAGAUGUGCUUGCUGCAAGCAGAUAUUUUGAGUUCUUAAUCUGAGACGAGACUAAAGCAGAGUGCCUAGAUUGGCUGAAGGUGCUUCAAAAGCACCAAGAGACUAGUAAAGGGGUUAAAGAAAACUUGACAAAUGUGUCAAUUCAACCUAGUUUUUGGAAAAUGCUACGGUGAUCAGAAGAUGACUUUAUCAAAAAUUCUAAAACGGGCGAUAUUCUUCUUUUUAAAUCCAAAUCAUGAAUUGCAUGGACUCAAAGACUUUUUAGUAGGAGUGAGUAUGACCAUGUCGCCUUGCUCUUCAAGUUUGGAGAGAAACUUGUCAUUUUUGAAAGCACAAGCCAGCUUGGAGUUGAUCUCCUUGAUUGGAAUGCUUUCAUGAACAACAAAUGGCAUAAAUUGUACUCCAAAAUGGUAUAUAGACGACUCAAUUACAGAGUCUCAGAAGACGAUAUUGAGCAGCUUGAAGACUUUGCCCAACAAGUGAGGGGGAAGAAAUACAAAAUGAACCUAGUAAAAAUCUGAAGACAAAAAUCUGAUAGAGAUGCCUCAGAGAACAUAAAAGAAACAAAGUCUUAUUUUUGCUCCGAACUCAUAGCCAGUGCAUAUAAAAGAAUAGGCCUACUACCUCCAGAUAUUUCUGCCACUCAAUAUUGGCCUGGAGCUUUUUCGGUAAAUUCAGACACAGAGUAUCUGAAAGAUGCCACAUUAGGAGAUGAAUACUUAAUCGAUUUCAGCUUAUAA
Molecule: messenger RNA, 2020 nt
Organism: Moneuplotes crassus
Lineage: Eukaryota; Ciliophora; Spirotrichea; Euplotida; Euplotidae
Source: the annotation of a GenBank genome assembly